Messenger RNA from Fonticula alba, 2206 nucleotides. RefSeq lists its product as hypothetical. The record is from RefSeq and is a predicted model, not a curated record. The transcript has 4 exons. Bases 7 to 2049 code for a protein of 680 amino acids. Lineage: Eukaryota; Rotosphaerida; Fonticulaceae.
CCCGCCAUGCGUGGCCUCAUGUCCCUCCUGGCACUAGCCAUGGCAGCCCUGCUGGCCGUGGCUUCGGCCAUGGACGGGGCCGUCUCUUCAUCCAUCGGCGGAGCGUACGACAGCGCCCUGUCGACCGGGCGGCGUGACCGGCUGCGCCCCCGGGCACCGGCCGCCGACGCUGGCGACCCCCGUGGCGGGGCCUUCCCCACGCACACGCCCCUUUUCGACCAGGUGGACCAGCUCUUUGUGGACAGUCGGCGCCUGUUGCUGGCUGUCGGCGCGGUGGGUCCCAGCCACGCGCGUAUCCUCUUCCAGCCGCUGGCGGUGGAUCUCCUGCAAGAGGAGGAGGUCCAGGUGCGGGUGGUGUCGAUCACCGACCGGCCGAGCCUCCCCGAGCAGGGAUCCGCCCUGCCGGCCGAUGCCGGCGGGGCCGAUGCGGACAUCGAUCUGGUUGAUCCGCUGGCCGUGGAGACCGGCGACAUGGCCGGCGGGCGCCUGGUCCACGAGACGGUGGUGUCGCUGCGUCAUGCGGCCGAGGCGCCGCAUGUCCUGCGCCUGGCCGGCCUGCAGCCGGCCACCCAGUAUGCCAUUCACUUCCAUGUGCCCGGGCCGCUGGACGCCGGGGUCGAUGCCGCGGAGGCCAUCCGCAGCCGGACCGUGGAGCGUGCCUUCUUCCGGACCCCGGCUGGGCUGUCGGCCGGGGGUGCCAGCCAGGAUGUCGAGGACCCGGAGGCCGAGCCGGCGGUGGCCCCUGGCCGGCAGACGCCUCUGCGCUUUUUGACGGUCUCCUGCAACCGGCUGAACGAGGACCUGGACACGAGCCUGUGGCGCGAGCUGGCCACCCGGGAGCGCCUGUUCGACGCGUCGCGCGGCAACAUCGACCUCUCCCUGCAUCUUGGGGACCAGGUGUAUGCGGAUGCCAUCAGCAAGUCCUUCAUGGCGCGCAUGACGGCUCCGGCGGCCGGCCUCGGCCACCAGGCCCACCUGGAGGCCCUGACGUAUCCGGAGCUGCUGGACAUCUUCCGGCGUCUGUAUCGCGGGGUGUUCGGCCAUGCGGCCGUGCAGCCGGUCCUGCGCCAUGGCAGCACCGUCAUGAUCCCGGACGACCAUGAGUUUGUCAACUCCAUCUCCCCGGAGCUGGUCCGGCCCGGGGCUGUCAUGGCCACGGUCAUGGCCGCCGCCCGGCGGGCCUACCUCGAGUACCAGUACCAAUUGACAUCCGACGCGUUCGACGAAUACGGCCAUGAGUUGCCCCACUUGAAUGAAGGUCACUCCAUCUACCACUUCUUCCGCUGGGCCGAUGUGGCCUUCCUCAUGCUGGAUGUCCGCCUGCACCGGUCGUAUGUGGCCGAUCCGCCGGAGAGCCCGCUCCUCGGAGCCGAGCAAAUGGCUCGCUUCCUGGCCAUGAUGGAGCACAUUCGCACCGACCCAACCGUCAGCCACACAGUCAUCGCGGCAUCCGUGCCGCUGAUCUACUCCGGCGAGGAGGCCGCGCGCAUCGUGUACGCCAUCGAGGAGGACGUCCUGCCCAUGCACCCCUCGGUCCAGGGGGACACCUUCCGCCUGUUGGAUGCCAUCAGCGACCUCGGCGACUCGGCCAGCGUCAUCGGCGGGGACAUUCACAUGUUCAUGGAGGCCGAGCUCACCAAUACCCGAAAUGGCAAGAAGGUCCGGCAGUACGCGACGUCCGGCAUGACGGUCGGCUCCACGGUCGGCGGGUCGCACACUCGCCUGCUGCCCUUCUUUAUCUUCACCUUCCGGGUGUUGCCCCUGCGUGUGGGCCACUGGACCAUGAAGCUGCUCCGUGGUGUGGUCCACCAAAACUACCUCAUCUUCGACAUCAGCCCGCCCACCGGGACCAACGCACAGGUCCGCCUGCGCAUCCAGCCCUUCUUCCUGUCGGAGUGGACCCUGUCUCAGCGCAUCGGCCAGUCCCUCUUCGAGGUGGGCAUUCCGCUGGCGACCACCGCCGCCCUCGGCAUCCUGGCCAUCCUGCUCAUGCGCCGCUUCAACGCCGGGCGCCGCACUGCCACCACCCCUGCCGCACCUUCCAACUAGGAGGCAUGUGUCGAGAGGGGGGGAUCUGCCCCCCAUUUAUGGAAUAUGCCGGGCAAGCCCCCCUCUUGCCCCCGGAGCCGGGCCAGCACACAAAGCGCCCCACUUCUCGGCGCCCAGCCACAGCCCACUCGGCUGCCCGUGUGUGUGUGUGUGUGUG